This is a messenger RNA of Xyrauchen texanus (razorback sucker), 1224 nucleotides long. Its product is annotated as growth arrest and DNA damage-inducible protein GADD45 alpha-like. Gene Ontology annotation, biological process: regulation of cell cycle. The transcript is spliced from 4 exons. Gene Ontology annotation, cellular component: nucleus; cytoplasm. Bases 122 to 601 code for a protein of 159 amino acids. NCBI's taxonomy places the organism in Eukaryota, Metazoa, Chordata, Actinopteri, Cypriniformes, Catostomidae. The record is from RefSeq and is a predicted model, not a curated record.
CCGCACAACGCCAGAAUUACCCGGUGACAGUCAGAGAAAGAAGACCUACGAGAACACUUGUGGAUUUAUUCGCUUUUAUAUAGGAAAGUAUCUACAGUUCGUUCUGGAUAUUACGUGCAAAAUGACUUUUGAGGAACUAAAUGGAGAUUGCUCUGUCGAAAGGAUGGAUUCAGUUUCUAAAGCUCUGGAGGAGGUCCUGCGCUCUGCAUUACCUCAGGGAUGUAUUACAGUCGGGGUCUACGAGGCUGCAAAGUCACUCAAUGUGGAUCCUGAUAAUGUGGUGUUGUGCAUCCUGGCCACUGAUGAUGAUGAUGAUGAUGUGAAGGAUGUGGCGCUUCAGAUUCACUUCACUCUCAUUCAAGCUUUCUGCUGCGAGAACGACAUCAAUAUCCUGCGCGUGAACAACACGCGCCGGCUCGCGCACAUUCUCGGGGGCGCGGGUAUGCACGGGAGCGAGCAGAUCGACCUGCACUGCAUUCUGGUCACUGUUCCCCAUGCAUCCACAUGGAAAAACCCAGCUCUGGGAAAAGUGAAGCACUUCUGCAGAGAGAGUCGAUGUAUGGAUCAGUGGGUGCCCAUUAUUAACCUUCCGGAACGAUGAAGACUGCUUAAACCAUUAGGAAAUCCCAUGGAUAUAAAAUCCAAACAAAAAGUUUAAAAGCUAAAAAAGAUGGUCACAAAAAGGACUGAUAGUCCACACUGGCCUGAAAUAGGGACUAAUCUGGAGAAGGAAAACCCUUUUGCAAUCUGAGAUGAUUCAGCAGUUUUUGGCUUUGCUUGUGGGACAUUGUGAGGAUGUCAUAUGAAGCUAAUUGUGAAUGCAAGUGAGCACCUGACUAUCUUGUGACAUAGACGGUUGGGUGGCAUAAAACACUUCAGUUAUUUACCGGAUAACACAAAACAAUGGAUAUUUGGAAACCUGCUGCCCUGAUUUAAGAACUAUUCUUUGUACCUUUGCCAUCAUUUUGAAUAGUACAUUAAUAUAUUAAUACUUGUAUUGUAUGAAUGUGGGGGAUAACUCUUCUAAAGGGACUUGCUUCUAAACCACUGAGAUGAGAUCUAUGCAUUUACAGUGUCCUGUGAGAACUGUUUUUUACUGAAGUUAAUUGUUCUUUUGUGGUCUUUAAAUUAUUCAUAUAUAAUAUUAAUUUAAAAAGUAGUAUUUAUGUGAAAACUUUUUAUACUAUUAUAUACAAACGUGAAAUGCUACAGAUGUAUUUUGUG